AUGGCAGGCAAGGGUAAGACAGUCGUGAGGACGCUGGAGGAUUUAACGCUUGAUUCUGGUUAUGGUGGAGCCGCGGACUCGGUCAGGUCGUCCAGCGUGUCGCUGUGCUGCUCCGACACGCAUCAGUCCAUCGCGCAUGGGGCCAACUGCUGGCAUCUGACGGAAUCCAUGCACAGCCGACAGAACAGUUUGGACACAGUCAACACCGUCCUGGCGGAGGACACGGAGAUACUGGAGUGCUCGGGUCAGUGCGCCAAGCUGACGGAGCUGGAGGACGUGCCAUGGAGCCUCGGCGAGGUGGAGGGCGCACUGAGGAAAGACGAGGAUCUGAUGGUGGGCGACCCUCCACCGGAGGUCCUGGCGCGGCUGUCGGCGCUCAUCAGCCGCGCGCUGGUGAGGGUGGCCCGGGAGGCGCAGCGGCUCAGCCUGCGCUACGCCAGGUGCACCAAGCACGAGAUCCAGAGCGCAAUCAAGGUGGUGCUCUCGUGGACCAUCUCCGUCAACUGCAUCGCGGCGGCUCUCAGCGCCCUGUCCCUGUACAACAUGAGCACCGGGGACAAGUUCAGCCGGGGCAAGUCGGCGCGCUGCGGGCUGGUGUUCUCCGUGGGGAAGUUCUUCAGGUGGAUGGUGGAUAGCCGGGUGGCCCUCAGGAUCCACGAACACGCUGCCAUAUACCUCACCGCGUGCAUGGAGAGUCUGUUCAGAGAGGUGUUCAGCCGCGUCCUGCGCAGCGCGCUGGUGGAGAGGAACAACGGGAUCCCCAAGUUCACGCUGGAGUCACUGGAGCAAGCCAUCAACAGCGACUCGGAGAUCUGGGGUCUGCUGCAGCCCUACCAGCACCUCAUCUGUGGGAAGAAUUCAAGUGGUGUGCUGAGCCUGCCGGAGAGUUUGAACCUGCACCGGGACCAGCAGCGCUCGGGGAGGGGGAGUGAGGGUCAGGCCGAGCUCCGCACGCUGGAGCAGUCGCUGCUCGCUACCCGGGUGGGCAGCAUCGCAGAGCUGAGUGAUCUUGUAUCCCGGGCCAUGCACCACCUCCAGCCCCUGCACAUCAAGAACCCCAGCAAUGGGACUCCAGUCCACCAGAAGACCACCAACACCACAGUGCACUGGGAGCCCGAGGCCCUCUACACCCUGUGUUACUUCAUGCACUGCCCACAGAUGGAGUGGGAGAACCCCAACGUGGAGCCCUCCAAAGUCACCUUACAGACCGAGAGGCCGUUCCUGGUACUGCCUCCGCUGAUGGAGUGGAUCCGGGUGGCGGUGGCCCACACUGAGCAUCGACGAAGCUUCUCUGUGGACAGCGACGACGUGAGGCAGGCCGCCAGGCUGCUGCUCCCCGGGGUGGACUGUGAACCAAGACAAAUAAAAGCGGAGGAUUGUUUCUGUGCCACCAGGAAGCUGGACGCCGCCUCCACAGAGGCCAAGUUCCUGCAGGAUCUGGGCUUCAGGAUGCUCAACUGCGGACGGACGGACCUCGUCAAGCAGGCCGUGAACCUGCUGGGGCCCGACGGCAUCAACAGCAUGAGCGAACAGGGAAUGACCCCUCUCAUGUACGCCUGCGUGCGCGGUGACGAGGCCAUGGUUCAGAUGCUGCUCGACGCCGGAGCCGACAUCAACAGCGAGGUGCCAAGCACAGUAAACAAGCACCCCUCAGUUUACCCUGAAACGCGCCAUGGGACGCCACUCACUUUCGCCGUGUUACACGGACACGUGCCUGUCGUGCAGUUGUUGCUGGAUAACAGAGCGAACGUGGAGGGCGCCCUGCAGGAUGGGGCGGAGAACUACACGGAGACCCCGCUUCAGCUGGCCUCUGCUGCAGGUAACUUUGAGCUGGUGAGUUUGCUGCUGGAGAGAGGGGCCGACCCCAUGAUCGGGACCAUGUGUCGGAACGGCAUCUCCUCUGCCCCGCUGGGAGACAUGAACUCAUUCAGCCUGGCAGCAGCACACGGCCACAGGAACGUGUUUCGGAAGCUCAUGUCCCAGUCGGAGCAGGAAAAGGGGGACGUGCUGUCCCUGGAGGAGAUCCUGGCCGAGAGUACGGAUCCCGGGGAGAAGAGUUUGGCGCCGCAGGCCAACGGCGGAGGGACGCUGCGAACAGGAAAGGCCAAACUGAGGGCCCUGAGAGAGGCCAUGUACCAUAGUGCAGAGCACGGCCAUGUGGACAUCACCAUAGACAUCCGCAGCUUAGGCGUUCCCUGGACGCUGCACACCUGGCUCGAGUCCCUGCGCACCUGCUUCAUGCAGCACCGCCGGCCGCUGAUCCAGGGCCUGCUCAAAGACUUCAGCUGCAUCCAGGAGGAGGAGUACACGGAGGAGCUCAUCACGCACGGCCUGCCGCUCAUGUUCCAGAUCCUCCGAACCAGCAAGAACGAGGUGAUAAGCCAGCAGCUGUCAGUCAUUUUCACCCAGUGCUACGGGCCCUUCCCCAUCCCUAAGCUGACAGAGAUCAAGAAGAAGCAGACCUCGCGCUUAGACCCUCACUUCCUCAACAACAAGGACAUGUCUGACGUUACUUUCCUGGUGGAGGUGAAACCGUUUUAUGCACACAAAGUUCUGCUGUUUACAGCUUCACCCAGGUUCAAGUCACUUCUCCAGAACCGACCAGCAGCAGAGAACACCUGUAUUGAGAUAAGCCAUGUCAAGUACAAUAUUUUCCAUUUGGUCAUGCAGUAUCUGUACUUUGGAGGCACUGAGGCUUUGCACAUACGCAACACUGAAGUCAUGGAGCUCCUGUCUGCAGCCAAAUUCUUCCAACUAGAGGCCCUCCAGAGACACUGUGAGAUCAUCUGCUCCAAGAACAUCACCACAGAAACCUGCGUGGACCUCUACAAACACGCCAAGUUCCUCGGCGCGGCGGAGCUCACGACUUUCAUCGAGGGCUAUAUCCUGAAGAACAUGGUGCUGCUGAUCGAACUCGACGGCUUCAAGCAGCUGCUGUACGAACCUCCUCCCGCCGAGAGCCCCGCGUCCAGCCCCGGCAUCUGCACCGACAUCCUCCUCGACCUGGAGAAAACUCUGGCCAUGCGCAUCCACUCCAUCCACCUCUCCACCUCUAAGGGCUCCGUGGUGUGACGCCGUCCUCCCACGAAAGCCCUCCGAUCUCCAGGCACAGCGUCCAUGUAACACGACCCCCCCCCCCCCCGUCCACCUGUCCCGGCUCCACUGCUGAAGAGGUGCUGUCGGAUGUUUUGAUGUCAGGGAUUCACUUUAAUUCUGCCCCAGAGGGUUGAAGUUGGCAUAUGUGACAAAAUCAGAGAGAGAGAACUUUCCGGCUUGUUGUCCUAAUGGCUCCCACUGACCACUUCACACCCCUACAGUCUAAAAGACACUAAACAGACUCAGCAGUAUCACUAAGACCUAAUCGUGAUUAUAAAACGUAUUGUAUUUCAUAUAGGACACAUGCAUGGAAUACAUUCUGUACACCUUUAAGGUAGAGUAGAACUCAAUAAAAUUAGCUUUCUCAUCAUCUCCGAUGUGAGACUUUAGGUUUACAAACUUUACGGAAGUGGAUGCCAUUGCAGUGUAAAGUUUGUCACAUGCCAAAAUAUAAUCAUACUAUACAACCAAUAAAAAGUGACUAGUAGCAAUGCCAGCAGACAGACUCUAGGUGGACUUAUCUCCGUUUCAUCCUGUCACUUCUACGUUGGAUACGUUUCACUGUGUUAUAUCUACUGCGUGUGCAGAGGCCAAACCGAUCACAGGCACUUCCACCGAGGCCGACGCUGCAGCGCUGACUGAACUAAAGACGGCCCACUCAUAGUGAGAUCUAUGCUGACGUACGCUUGAACCAUGGAUGUCCAACCGGGGAAAUUAACUACGAUAACUCCACGAAACGCCGUCGACGUUUCUCUUUUUGUUUUUUGAUUUUUGCAUGACACCUCCUCAACUGAGCUGCCGUGAUAUUGCUUUUUAUGCAGAGCUUACUUCACGGACCAAGUUAAGGGAAACCGCUGCUUAUUAACUUUCUAUCUGCCGCAAAACUGACUGAGCGGGAUUUGGAGAUGGAUUCUGAUUCUCUUUAAAGACGCUUAAAGCAAAGUGUAAAUACGUCCCUAAAGUCAUCGUGCUGGUCGUUCCUGUUUUUUUUUUUGUAAACUGAUGUACAGUAUUCUCCCACACUCGCUUGGCUGAUGGCACCAGUCUCAUUGAAUGUGCUCCAACAGUUUGUUCCCGCCGUUUGUGUCUGUUUAUGCAAAAGUUGCAUGUUUAAUCUGUUCCUUUGAAUCCUCCGUUUUGGCUUUAGGUGUGCUUUCUGUGUAGGUCGUUAGGGCUGAGCAGGGUGUUGAUUGUUCGUGCAAUCAAAGGAUGUUCCCGUCAAUCAUUGAGCUAUUUCUGAUACAUUCCAAGUGAUCAGGGUAGAUAACGAGAAGCAGCUUAAAGGCCUCACCUCAGCUGAAUUUAUCAAUAACGUCAAUUCUGUGAAAGAAAGGUUGAAUUCUCACACGCUGCCGGUUUAUUAGAGACGCAACAAUGUUACGUGACUCACAAAGUCCCAAACUCUUUUUCUGCACAUUAAUUUCAAUUUGAGCAUAACAACUUUAGUACAUUUGAAAAACUGUCUAAAUAUCAGAAAAGGUUUUUUAUAGUUGCCUGAGGUGCAAAAGUUGGUUGAUAACAAUCGAUACAAAGCAACAAAAAGUUUGUGACGAAGAAAGAGACAAAACAUGGCGACAGAAUGGCGGCCAUGUUUAUAUCAUAACUUUCAUACGUUGGUUUGACUGGCACUUCAAACUCCAAAUUACAUAAUCUUGUUGUCUUCUGUGAUGGUUAAAUGGCACCCGACUGUAGAAUUAGCGCCACAAAUUGUUUAUUUCAAUGAACUAACUCACGUAACUGUAGCUGCUGGAAACUUUGGAUGAAUUCAGCGUUUUGUUCUCUUCGUGUGCUCUUCAUCAGUCACCAAGUUCACGAUGUGCAGCAACACGUCUUUAUACUAAAGCCAAAAGAAGAGCGACCAAAUCUCAAACACCUCUGACAAUUAUCACAAUAAUUAUUAAACAACAAAUAUAUCAAGAUAUGUCUAAAUACAUGAGGCAGAUCUGACCAGUACAAGUCUCACAACCAGGUUUCAUUUGUAUUCUUCCUAUUUAAAUAGAUAUUGUUUGUCACAUUCUGGUGUGUAUAUCAAUAAUUAACGUGAGAAAAGGCCGCGUCUCUAAUAAACCGAUUCUGAAAUUCAAACCUUUAUUUCCACAUGAUUGCAUCGUUGUCGACGCCUGUCGCCCCCAGGUGUGCAUUAGAUGAUACUUGUGAAGUCUAAAAGGACCAAAUGUGAAGCCGUGACUCAGCAGCAGCCUCUGCGUGUCAGCCUGCUGUUUGACUUCAGCCGUCUCAAUACGGGAGGAAACCCUCGAGCCUACAGUUCAUUUUAUGAAUGUAACAAUGCAACAAAGGUUUAAUAUUUACUUAAUGUGCAAUAUCUGCAGUCCAGCAACAAACCAAAAGCAAAAAUGCUUCCCUCUGUUUCCAGUGUCUCUGAAGUGUCCUCGUACUUUGUGAUGUUGUUUCUACAUGAACCCGACUGUACCUUCAGAUAUUUCUUAAAAAUAUUGUAGCACACUCAAAAUUACUUCAACAUUUUGUUUUGGGCCAUAAAACAACAUUUGAACGGAAACACACAGGCAUAUAAGAGUUGGUUUUAAGUUCUGUAAAUAGUUACAGAAAAUGAAAUAUAGAUAUUAUCCUACGACUUUAUUUUCUUACCUACAUGCAUAUAUAUUUUAUUUUACAUUCCACAGCUCUUUUAUUUUACAAAAGUGAAAAAGAUUAUAUAAAAAAAAGAUGCUUUAAAGUUUUGAAAUCAAGCAAUAUUUCCAUGUGACUGUAUUACUCUGAGUAACGAUGAGUAACAUGCCACCGCGUGUGGAGCUACAGUGUAAAUGUGAAUUGAAAGACGCAUAACAACAAAUGAGUGACUGAGAAAAAGCAUGAAUUUACUCAUUUUUGUGACAUCCCACGUAUUUUAUUUUAAAUGUGUUUCACUCAUUUUAAAAGAAUAUGUCUUAACUUAUAGGCUGCCAGUCUGAUGGCUUUAACAAAGCUGAUAAUUUAUUUAGAUUAACUCUGGUUGAAAAAA
This is a messenger RNA of Anarrhichthys ocellatus (wolf-eel), 6076 nucleotides long. Its product is annotated as ankyrin repeat and BTB/POZ domain-containing protein BTBD11-A. The coding region runs from base 1 to 3072 and encodes 1023 amino acids. The transcript has 17 exons. The record is from RefSeq and is a predicted model, not a curated record. Lineage: Eukaryota; Metazoa; Chordata; Actinopteri; Perciformes; Anarhichadidae. Gene Ontology annotation, molecular function: protein heterodimerization activity.